Messenger RNA from Ylistrum balloti, 2994 nucleotides. RefSeq names its product putative ankyrin repeat protein RF_0381. Gene Ontology annotation, molecular function: protein binding. The coding region runs from base 183 to 1520 and encodes 445 amino acids. The record is from RefSeq and is a predicted model, not a curated record. The transcript has 4 exons. Lineage: Eukaryota; Metazoa; Mollusca; Bivalvia; Pectinida; Pectinidae.
GAAAGCAGAUGGCGUUAAUUCCAUCAUAAUGCUAUCACUGCACGCGUUUCGACAGAUGCGUAUGUGUAGUUCUAGAGGGAAUCUGUAUUUAGCUACCACACUAUCUUUGUCUUCUCCACCUACCAUCCAGUAGUUCUGUCCGUCACGUGUACUGAAAACGACAAAGAUAUCGCUUUAAUUUGAUGGCAAAGGAUAUAUUUGCCAGGCGUCGCCGGAGACGACUAGAUGAUCGCGACUACACUGCUGUCAUGUACAAUGCCAUAGCGGAGGACAAACCUGACACGCUAACUCGUCUACUUGAUGAAGGUGCCGACGUCAAUCACGUGUUUUUUCACGGUAUGAUUUUUAUCAGUUCCAAGCCUGCACUGACUCUUUGCUGUGAGAAGGGUCGAGAGACUUGUGCCAGGAUAUUGAUAAACCGCGGUGCCGCGGUAAAGCAUCCGGAUAAAUGGGGACUCACCCCGCUCAUGUACUGUAUGACACUUCAGUAUCACAACAUCGCUGAACUCCUGCUGCAACGAGAUCCGAGCGUUGUAAGAUGUCAGGAUCACAAAGGAAGAACCGCGUUACAUUUUGCCAUUGAAUCCGGGAAUGUAAAACUAGUAGAAUUGUUGAUAUCUUACGGAGCAGAUGCGAAUGUUCAGGAAAGAUUCGGAUUAACACCUCUAAUGAUGUUAUGUUCAUCAGAGUAUGAACAUGAAGACAUGCUGCUGGAUAGUCUGUUGAACGCCUCAGCAGAUGUCCAUAAAAAGUCGUUUCGUGGAAGCAGAACAGCAUUACAGUAUGCUGCCGUUGGAAAGCGUUCCACCCUUGUCAGAAGACUUUUGAAUGUAGGAUCAGAUCCUAACACCGUGGACGUGUACGGGAGAACCCCACUAACCAACUUGAUAUGGGGACAAGUCAGCGCUAAAGAGCAAGUCGACUCCGAAACAAUGUCUAUCAUACAAAUUCUUUUAUUGGCUGGGGCGGACUUGAACCUUGACCUUACAGACAAUUGCAAUCCAGUGUUCAUUGCAUCCCAAUGCGCAUGUCCGGUUUUAGUGCAAUACUUCCUGGAAAAGGGAUGUCGACCAGGAAAAACAUCGUUGCACAUGGCUGUAUCGAAAGGUGAUAUCUCUUCUGUGAUGGUGCUACUAAACUGGGGUUGUGACGUACACAAUGAGGAAAAGCUAAGGCCGUCGGGACUACCAACUAACCCCAUGAAACUUGCUAUAGAAUUUGGACAAUGGACCAUACUUUACAUGCUUGUCACAGCUGGUUGUGAUCUGUACAAACUCAAGUGUUUAAGGGAAGGUGAUAUACCACCAUCUUUGCUCCACAAUUUAGAUAUCCUGGCCCAUCUCACUUAUCUUAUCAGUAUGCCAAAGACUCUUUUCCAUAUCUCAACGCUUGCGAUUUGGAAAUCACUGAAGUGUAACAUUGACAUGAAAAUCACCCAGUUGCCUUUACCUUUGCGACUUCAGGCAUUGAUAUCUACAGACACAUUUCUACACUACACAGAAUCUCUUUGUACAUCUUGAUGCCAGAUAAAGUAUUUUGUCUUUUAGACAUGAUGAAGUUAUCUUACCUGGUUGUCGUUAAAUGCAUCGCUACAUUAUGUAGCGAUCAUAUCAUGAUAUGAUAAUGCGUACUACACGUUUCCAUUGUUAUUCAAAUCGGCAGUUCCGCUCUUUGUAUCAUACGUGUGGAAUCAUAUAUUAACGUGAGAUAAUGAAAAUAAUGUAAUGGAUGACUUGGGCAGUAUGUUUCAGUGUGAUGGCACUAUAAAGUAGGCGGCCCCAAUUCUCAAUUAUGACAAGGUAGUUUACAUUAACAUAACGCAGUCUCCUGAAAACACACGCGCUCGACACAAACAAAUAUCACGCUUACACCUGGAGGACAUCAAUAAAUGGCCACAGUUGUUUUAAGGACACUCAUAUACACUUUAUAGAAUAAAAACAAGCGAAUGAUAUCUACUCGCCUGCCUUAUUGAUAUAUCUGUAAAAUUUGAGGGAUAAAAUAAAUCUCUUUUGUUCCAUUUUGAUGCAUAAGAUGUACCAAUCAAGUCCCGUCAAUGUCAACAUUACAGAAACGUCUUUUCGGAAGAGCUCUGGAUCAUACAUUACGUAUAGUAGGCCAGUAAAUAAAACAUCUCCAAUGUGUUCGUAUUUAAUGGUUCAUCCUCAAACGUCUCCGUUACUGUGAAACUUGUCAAAUUCUGACAUAUUUUCAUUUGAUAUAAACAUUUUCUCAUCAUAUUUCUCUGCAUCCAACUAAACCUGAUUGUGCAGAUCAUGGAUUUUUUCUAUUGUUCAAAAGUUUAAUCGUAAUGCUUCAUAAUUAUUCUUAUUUUCAAAUGUACCUUUUUUUCUUCGUUUCAUAUUUGGAACCUUUCUCAUAGAACUUAAUACAACGGAGGAGAUGUUAACAUAAUCUUAAUUCAAACUUAGAUGAAUCUAGGACAGAAUAAGAACAAAGGAAAGGAUUACAUGGAUAUUCAAGUAGAAAAAAUACCAGGAGAUUAAGAUCCGAUGUCCCGGAAGAGUAAGCGUCCUCUGCUUAAUCGACGACACCCGCCAUGGUCAAUUCAAGUAAAAGUAAUAUCACAUUCUCAAAUUGGAACAAGGUCAACGAAACCCCCGGGCAUACAAAGUUAGAAAUGAGUACCAUAAUGCAUGUUUUUGAAGUUAAAAACCAGAACAUUAAGAUAUAUCAAAAUUGAAAACUCGUUGAUGAAGAUCUGUUGUAAGUUAACACUGUUACGUCAAGUGGGAAAGCACAUAAUACAAACAAUUCUAUCGAUAUUCAUUGUAUUUUGUUAGGCCUGUACUAUAUAUGUCUAAUUUGUAUACUUAUAUAUGAGGAAACAUAAUUGUAUGAACCUCAUUAAAUGCUCAAAGAAAUGUAUUAAGGACAUUUUAUCGAAUGCUUUAUUUCCUUACACACGUGAAAACAAUGUUUGCCUGUAAGAUUCGUUUUUAAAUAAAACAUAUACAAAGUAAUAUGGUAAUAUUG